GGAGCAAAUAGUUAUUUCCGAGGAUGAAGCAAGUUUCUUUCAAGCUUGUGUUACUAGUUUCCCUUCUUCUCACUGUCUUCCCAGAUGCAAAUAGAGCCGAUCCUAAUCAUCUAGGACAAUGUGACACAAACCUUGAGUGCUACACCAUGGGUUGUAUCAGAGGUCCAGGAUAUUGCGACAAUGGAGUUUGCAGAUGUCCCAAAGUACAAGCAGUGGAUACAAAAAGAGCCGACCUGAAUCAUCUAGGACAAUGUGACACAAACCUUGAGUGCUACACUAUGGGUUGUAUCAGAGGUCCAGGAUAUUGCGAUAAUGGAGUAUGCAGAUGUCCUAAAUAAAUCUACUUUAUGAAAAAACUCAAAUAAAUUAUGUAAUUUUACUAAUGUCCCUUUAUGAGUUCAUCCUCAUAAUAUUAAAUAAAUCUGCCAUCUACAAACAUUAUCUAACGUUAUAAUCUUCCAAUUGAAUCGUUGAUCAAAUUUUACUAAUUUUUAGUGGUGUAUCUAAGUUGAAA
Thlaspi arvense is the source of this 514-nucleotide messenger RNA. Lineage: Eukaryota; Viridiplantae; Streptophyta; Magnoliopsida; Brassicales; Brassicaceae. The record is from the annotation of a GenBank genome assembly.